GCUAGGGGUCGGGUGUCUAGGGGAGCUGGGACAAAGGCUGAGCUUAGAGAUGCGGUCUGGCAUGGGAAGUCAUUCUUUAUACCUUUUUUGAGUUUACAAAGUGAUUGUUGUUGUUGUUGGCAACAACUCAGUCGCUACUGUUCCUCAGAAGGACACUUGGCGGGAGCAAAGGGCUCCACAGGAGAAGAUGGGCGAGGAGAACAACGAUGACAAGAAGCCAACCACCAAAUUUGAACUGGAGCGAGAAACGGAACUCCGCUUCGAGGUGGAGGCGUCUCAGACGGUCCAGCUGGAGCUGCUGGCCGGCAUGGCAGAGAUCUUCGGCACAGAGCUGACCCGGAACAAGAAGUUCACCUUUGACGCCGGCGCCAAGGUGGCUGUCUUCACUUGGCACGGCUGUUCCGUCCAGCUGAGUGGCCGCACCGAGGUGGCGUACAUCUCCAAGGACACCCCAAUGUUGCUGUACCUCAACACUCACACGGCCCUGGAGCAGAUGCGGAGGCAGGCGGAGAAGGAAGAAGAACGCGGCCCGAGGGUGAUGGUCGUGGGCCCCACCGACGUGGGCAAGUCCACCGUGUGCCGGCUCCUGCUCAACUACGCCGUGCGUCUGGGCCGCCGCCCCACGUACGUGGAGCUGGAUGUGGGCCAGGGCUCUGUGUCCAUCCCUGGGACCAUGGGGGCCCUCUACAUUGAGCGGCCAGCUGACGUUGAAGAAGGAUUCUCCAUCCAGGCCCCCCUGGUGUAUCACUUUGGCUCCACCACUCCUGGCACCAACAUCAAGCUCUAUAACAAGAUCACUUCUCGGCUUGCCGACGUGUUCAACCAGAGGUGCGAGGUGAACCGAAGGGCCUCGGUGAGCGGCUGCGUCAUCAACACCUGCGGCUGGGUCAAGGGUUCGGGCUACCACGCCCUGGUGCACGCGGCCUCGGCCUUCGAGGUGGACGUGGUGGUGGUGCUGGACCAAGAGCGCCUGUACAACGAGCUCAAGCGGGACCUGCCGCAUUUCGUGCGCACCGUGCUGCUCCCCAAAUCCGGGGGGGUGGUGGAGCGCUCGAAGGACUUCAGGCGGGAGUGCCGGGACGAGCGGAUCCGGGAAUAUUUCUAUGGCUUCCGGGGCUGUUUCUACCCGCACGCCUUCAACGUCAAGUUCUCCGACGUGAAGAUCUACAAAGUGGGCGCCCCCACCAUCCCGGACUCCUGUCUGCCCCUGGGCAUGUCGCAGGAGGACAAUCAGCUCAAGCUGGUGCCCGUCACCCCGGGCAGGGACAUGGUCCACCACCUCCUGAGCGUCAGCACGGCCGAGGGCACCGAGGAGAACCUCUCCGAGACCAGCGUGGCCGGCUUCAUCGUGGUGACCAGUGUGGACCUGGAGCAUCAGGUGUUCACCGUCCUCUCUCCAGCCCCCCGGCCGCUGCCCAAGAACUACCUGCUCAUCAUGGAUAUCCGCUUCAUGGACCUGAAAUAGAGUCCGGCAGGGUCGGGUUGGGAGGGCAGAGCCAUCUUCUGACCAUGCCCCCAAAAGCAGACGGGAUCAGUUCCCGUCAGGCUGACUAGUGAAAGCAGAUAUUCUGUCAAAACGGGUCAGGGAGUAGUUUCUCAACCCAAAGGACAGCCUGCAGAAGAAAUAUACAUAUAGCUUUGGUUCCCUCGAUCACCUAAGGUGCCACUUUGAAUUCUCUCAAGGCCCUGGAGAAUCCCAUGUCUUUCACUGUGCUACUUAUGGGCUGAUUUUUAUGAUGAAUUUUAAAAAAAAAAAUUUUUUUUUUUUUUGUCACUGCUUUCUAUUGUGUAUUUACUACCGGCUGUGUCAUUUAUUCAGGAUGACAGAGUGGACCUGUUCCAAUAAAGUUCCAGUUUGACAAGAUUGUAUUUUAAUAAAUAUUUUUGGGCAUA
Molecule: messenger RNA, 1893 nt
Organism: Erinaceus europaeus (western European hedgehog)
Lineage: Eukaryota; Metazoa; Chordata; Mammalia; Eulipotyphla; Erinaceidae
Gene: CLP1
Product: cleavage factor polyribonucleotide kinase subunit 1
Exons: 3
Coding region: 188-1465 (425 amino acids)
Biological process (GO): tRNA splicing, via endonucleolytic cleavage and ligation
Cellular component (GO): nucleus; mRNA cleavage factor complex
Molecular function (GO): polynucleotide 5'-hydroxyl-kinase activity
Source: RefSeq, a predicted model, not a curated record